This is a messenger RNA of Effrenium voratum, 1221 nucleotides long. Lineage: Eukaryota; Dinophyceae; Suessiales; Symbiodiniaceae. The record is from the annotation of a GenBank genome assembly.
AUGUUUUCACAGGAGGUGAGGCGGGCCGCCCAAAGAGUGGCAGCUUCCUGGCUCUUCGAGGCGUUCUUUGCCGCGGUGAUUGCCAGCAACUCCAUUUUCAUCGGCAUCAGCAUCGAGUGGGAGGCUCGUGAGCGUACACUCACCCUGCCCGGCCCGCUCUUAGUGGUGCAGUUCGGGUACACCGUUCUAUUCAUUUCUGAGCUUAGCAUCAAGUUGGUGGCCCAUGGCCCCCACAGGUUCUUUUGGUCCUUGCACUGGGCUUGGAAUUGGUUUGAUGUCGUCCUGGUGGCCACUGCAGUCUUUGAGUGCAUCAUAGAGGUGGUUGCGCAAGAUGAGCAGGUCGCAGGCUCCAGCAGCAAUCUCCGGAUUUUGCGGAUUUUGCGCAUGACUCGGAUUACCCGCAUCUUUCGCGUCAUCAGGGUGGUGCGGUUCUUCCGCUCUUUGCGCACACUUGUAUUCUCUAUUGUGAAUACUCUCAAGUCCCUGUUUUGGGCGAUGCUGCUGCUUGCACUGAUCAUCUAUGUCUUUGGCAUUUUGCUUACAGAUGUUGCAAACAACUACAUUGUAGACAGCCCUGGCAGCGAGGCCAACACAAUGCUCGAUCAAUAUUUCGGGAACUUGCACGCCUCAUCGCAGACCCUCUUCAUGUCAAUAUCAGGGGGGUUGACAUGGGUAGAGGCAGCCAGAGCGUUGAAUCACAUCAGCUUGGUUUGGGUGUAUUUGUUCACCUCGUACAUUGCAUUUUGCUGCUUCGCGGUCCUGAAUGUCAUGACAGGGGUGUUUUGCCAAUCGGCCAUCAAAGGCGCCGAGCGAGACCAGGAAAUGGUUGUGCAGAGUUUGCUGAUGGACAAGCAGCACUUAAAGGAAAGCGUUUCAAAGCUGUUUCAAAAGAUGGACGAUGACCAGUGCGGGAAAUUGAGCCUCCUGCAAUUCGAGAAGCACUUCGAAGACGAAGAAGUUCGUGUACUCUUCGAGGCCCUUGAAAUCGGCGCCACUGAUGCUUGGACACUGUUUUGCAGCCUUGACCACAACGAGGAUUAUCAGAUCGAGCCUGAAGAGUUCCUCGAAGGCUGCAUUCAGCUCCGUGGCGCUGCCAAGGCCAUCGAUUUGUGGAUGCUCCGCAGGCAGGUGGCAAAGAUCAUGCAGUACCUUUUAGUCCCCGAGUCGACUCUUGGAGCAGCGCUGGAUGAUACUGCCAAGUCGAAUCUAGUCGUUGCAUGA